AUGAUUUUUCAAGGAUGUUUUUGGCAUAAAGCAUUAAAUGGUGUGAAAAGUUUGCUACUCCUCAGUUUUAUGUUGCAAAAAUAUUUCUUUUGAAUAUUUUUGUUGUUUAAAGCCUAUUCCGUGGACUCUAAUUAAUAUCAAGCGAAUAGAAAACGUGUGGAACACUUUUAGCAGAGUUUUCGGACGUGCAGUAUGAGAAAAAGAGGAGGAUUUCGGCGUAGCCGAAGCCGUAGUCCGCGUCGUGGUGGCGGAGGUCCCGGUGCCAUGAACAAACGGUACGAGGUCGGGAAGGGACAGUUGUUAAAACCGAUCAAUUGGAGCCAUCAAAAAUUGGACUCCGUGGUCAGGCCAUCUUUUCGCCCCAAGCUAGAUUACAGACGAUCUGAGCGUGAGAUAUCCGAGUGGAGAAAGUCGAAGGAAAUAACAAUUAAGGGUCGUGAUGUCCCAGAUCCAGUAUUUACGUUUGAGGAAAUUAGCUUCCCUGCGGAAAUUUCUGAUGAGUUACGUUUUUCCGGAUUUACGAUUCCAACUCCAAUACAAUCGCAGGGUUGGCCGAUAGCCCUAAGCGGCAGAGAUAUGGUGGGAAUUGCAAAAACUGGAUCUGGUAAAACCCUUUCCUAUCUUUUACCGGCCAUGAUACAUAUUGAUCAGCAGACCAGACUGCGUCGUGGAGACGGUCCAAUUGCAUUAAUUUUGGCCCCGACACGUGAGCUGGCCCAGCAGAUUAAGCAGGUGACAGAUGAUUUCGGUCGGACGAUAAAGAUUAAAAACACUUGCCUUUUUGGUGGAGGUGGCAAAAAAAAUCAAAGUUAUGAUUUGGAUCGUGGUGUUGAAAUAGUUAUAGCAACUCCGGGUAGGCUCAUCGAUUUUCUUUCCUCUGAUCAUACUAAUCUUCGGCGAUGCUCCUAUCUUGUGCUGGAUGAGGCUGAUCGAAUGCUGGACAUGGGUUUCGAACCGCAAAUUCGAACUAUAAUUGAACAAAUACGCCCGGAUCAUCAAACUCUCAUGUGGUCGGCAACCUGGCCAGACGCGGUUGCACGGCUUGUGAAGGAUUAUCUUAAGGACUACAUUCAGAUCAAUGUAGGAUCGCUGAAAUUAGCCGCCAAUCACAACAUUUUACAAAUUAUUGACGUGUGCCAGGAGUUCGAAAAGGAAACUAAGCUCAGUAUUCUCCUACGGGAGAUUAUGGCCGAAAAAGAAUGCAAAACAAUCAUUUUCAUCGAGACGAAAAGGCGAGUCGAUGACAUAACUCGUAAGGUGACCCGCGAUGGCUGGCCGGCGAUGUGUAUUCAUGGCGAUAAAUCACAGAAAGAUCGUGAAUAUACUCUUAAUUCUUUCCGCUCCGGCAAGACGCCUAUUUUAAUUGCUACCGAUGUCGCUGCCAGAGGAUUAGAUGUAGAUGAUGUAAAAUUCGUUAUCAACUUUGAUUAUCCGACUACAUCGGAGGAUUAUAUUCAUCGUAUUGGUCGUACUGGUCGUUCAAACAAUACAGGCACGGCGUACACUUUUUUCACCCCGAAUAAUGCCGGCCGAGCUCGUGAACUAGUUGCAGUACUAAAGGAGGCUAAGCAGGUUAUCAACCCCAAGCUGCUGGAUAUGUCUAAUAGUCGCAUGAGAGGAAAAGAUAACCGCAAUCAUGUCAAUUCUCGCUAUCCACGUGAACGACGUUCGCGAUCUUUUGAUCGCCGCGGAACCUACCGACGUCGUUCCUACUCGCGCUCUCGAUCCCGGUCCCGUUCACGAACACGCUCUCGUUCUGGUUCGCCAAGAUUCUCAAAGCGGGAUGUGUACCGUCCGGUGAAACGAAGUCGGUCUCGCGAAAGCCGUAGUGUGGAUAGCGGUCGCAGUGACAAACGAAAGAGAGUUGUGCGUAAAACAAGUCGCUCGGCUAGUCGAUCUCCACCGCGCAAACGUGGAAGCCGAUCCCCACAGCGCAAAGCUGGAAGUCGAUCCCCGCCGCGCAAAGGUGGAAGUCGGUCACCGGUGCGCAAACGUGCAAGCCGAUCUCCACUGCGCAAACGUGGAAGCCGAUCUCCACUGCGCAAAGGUGGAAGUCGAUCUCCAGCACGCAAAGUUGGUAGUCGAUCUCCACCGCGCAAAGGUGCAAGCGCAGUUGGUGCUGGGGGUGGCAAUCGGAAGCGCAACGGAAGAAGUAGAUCUCCAACUCCACGUAAAUAUCGUAGUCGCAGCCGCAGUCGUAGUCGUAGCCGAAGUCGGAAAAGUAGCCGCAGCCGAAGUCGUAGCCGCAGCCGCGAGGGUAGAUUCCGUUCGGCAAAGAACGGUAAGAACGGAUCAAACUACGACAAAUAUUGAUCUUGUGGAUUGAAAUGAUGUGUUUGCUUAUUCAUAAAAUGAUUGAAGUAAUAUUUUAGGAUAAAUAUUAGAACAAUCCCCGAAUUACCUUCAAAGAAUGUACUUCCUGAACAGUAGACAGUGACAACACUUAUUGGCAUUUUUAUGUAAGGAAUCCCAUAUAUUUUAACCACAAUAUAUUUAAGGUACGAAUUUUAUUUUGCCAACUGAAUAAAUUAUUGAGAUAACAAUUUUUCGAAGGAGACAUACACUGUUUCGCAUACGGUACUCGUUAUUUUAUUUACAUUUAUUCAAUAUCUGAGAAACGUAACAUGAAUCAAACAUUCAAGCUUUUGUUUCAUACUAUUUUUUCUAUAUCUAGAUAAGAAGUA
Molecule: messenger RNA, 2684 nt
Organism: Topomyia yanbarensis
Lineage: Eukaryota; Metazoa; Arthropoda; Insecta; Diptera; Culicidae
Exons: 5
Coding region: 193-2313 (706 amino acids)
Cellular component (GO): nucleus; cytoplasm; ribonucleoprotein complex
Molecular function (GO): RNA helicase activity; RNA binding; ATP binding
Source: RefSeq, a predicted model, not a curated record